CCGUCUCUUUCCACGCUUCCUACUUUUUAUUAUUCAGAAUAGCCAACAUAAUGACUCUCUCUCGUCAAGAUAUCGAAUUUAGAGUCUGUGACGGCACGACCCUGAGAGGAUGGCACUACCCAAGAGAGUCCCAGAGCCCGUGCAUCAUUAUGUCACACGGUCUCGCGGGAAUCAGACACUUCCUACUUCCGCCAUUCGCAGAACGAUUCCAUCAAGCUGGAUUUGCCGUCCUUGUGUAUGACAAUCGGAACUGGGGCGACAGCGACGGCGAGCCGCGGCAAGAAUCUAACCCGGCCCUGCAGCAGACAGAUUAUUAUGAUGCGUUCAACUUCGCCGUGACCCUUCCGGGUGUUGAUCCCGAGCGUAUCGUGUAUUGGGGCACUAGCUUUUCUGGAGGCAAUGUCAUCUAUGCCGCGGCGGUGGACAAGCGAAUCAAGGCUGCCAUCGUUCAAGCGCCGGCGGUGUCUGGCGAGACGCGGUCGCUGGCCUUCAAAGAUCGAAUCCCGGCUCUUUUUCAAGAUCGUGCGAACAUCGUGGCCGGCAAAACUCGUGGGAGAGUGCCGUGCGUUGCAUCUGACCUGGAGGCAGCCAAAACGGGGACCGCCCCGGUCCUCUUCCCUGACCUUCAUGCAUACCAGGCUCUUAAUGGCAUUUACGAGUCCGGUGGGCGCUGGGAGAACUGGGUCACCGAGCAAACGCAGCUCCAUAUGUUGGAAUUUGAAGCUCAGGCGAUGAUCCACCGGGUUACGCCAACUCCUCUUCUGAUGGUGGUUCCAGGGAAUGACCGUACUGUACGAACCUCUUCUCAACUGGAAGCAUUCGGCAAGGCACGCGAACCAAAGCAGCUCUACGUUAUCGAUGGCGUAGGCCACUUUGACAUCUAUGUUGGAGAAGCCUUUGAGAAAAACAUAGCUGUCCAGAUUGAAUUCCUACGCAAACAUGUUUAGCUCUGAAUGAUACUGACGCGGCUGCUUGCCUCGGUUUAUAAGAAAGGAAGUGGUGCGAUUGUUGACGGAGUGCCUGCAUCCCGGCCACGUACUAUUUCCGUACACUAUAGAAUUACGUACCAACUUUGCCGUUGCCCAUGUCUCGAACUUAUUUCCUAUCUAAAGGCGGCUAGCACUCCUACAAGCCUGGCGUUGCUAUUGAG
This is a messenger RNA of Talaromyces proteolyticus, 1150 nucleotides long. RefSeq names its product alpha/beta superfamily hydrolase. The transcript is spliced from 2 exons. Bases 51 to 947 code for a protein of 298 amino acids. Lineage: Eukaryota; Fungi; Ascomycota; Eurotiomycetes; Eurotiales; Trichocomaceae. The record is from RefSeq and is a predicted model, not a curated record.